This is a messenger RNA of Paramecium tetraurelia, 2382 nucleotides long. RefSeq lists its product as uncharacterized. NCBI's taxonomy places the organism in Eukaryota, Ciliophora, Oligohymenophorea, Peniculida, Parameciidae. The record is from RefSeq and is a predicted model, not a curated record. The transcript has 2 exons.
AUGUUCUAAUCUAUGAAAUCAUACUUUGAAAUUGCCUUAUUAUUCUUGCCUAAUAAAGUGUGUAAUUACAUUUCAAUAACAAAGUCAGCAUAUGAAAUUGUUAAUGUAAUUCAAUCUAAAUUUCUGCCAGAAUAUCAAUCAGUGAUGGAUGCUUAAAAUUAUUAAACUAAUAAUCCUUCAUUGUAUUCCUAAUUAUUUAAAGGGUCAGUGAAUUUAGAAACUAUAAAAAGAAAAUCAAUCGCAUUACAGUAAUCUUGCUUAAAGAACAUUUAAUAGUUCUUAUAUAAUUAUCAAUUCACUUAAGAAUUAAAUAUAAUAAAAAUCCGCGAUGAAUUUUAUUCUAAAAAUUUAAAUUGUUGCAUUAUAGACUUAAAUGUAAUUUCAGCCAAUUUACCAUAUUAUCUUGAGACUGUAGAAGUGAGAUAAUUCAAUGAAGAAUAAUUAAAUUAAACAAUUAAUCAACUCUCUAAAUUUUUAAUGGAGUAUGUGGAGGGAUAAUUUCAUUCAGAAUCCAUUAUCAAGGAAUUUUAACAAAACUUUUAAGAUAUUGUUAGGGACAUUUAUAAAUCCAUUAUUUAGGUAGCCAAAAAAUAACAUAAGGAGAUUUAUGAUAAAUUGACCAAAAAAAUAAAGUAAUUUUAUAAAAAUAAUUUAAACAAUUCUGCUUUAGAUGGAGCUUGUAAAAUAAUUCAAGAAAACAAUAUUCCUUUAUUUUAAAUUAAGAAAUUUAUUCAUAAUUUUUUUGCUUAAAAUUUGAAAUAUUUUAAUGAUGAAUUAGAAGACUUCUACAAGUUUUAAUUAUCUCAUGUUGUGAUAUUGAGGUAUGUUUGCAAAAUAAUUGAUCAUUCAUUAUUUCGUUUGAAGUCUUCUCUUCUAAUCUUUACGAAACAAGAAAAGAUGCAAUAAGAGCUUUAAUUAAAAACUUAACACCUUUUCUAUCAAUAUUUUGAGAAAAAAGACUUCCUCUUAAUAAAAAAUAAAAUAUUUGCUGCUAAACUGUUUUACUUAUUUUUAUAAGUUGAUUUGGAAUCAAGAGAAUUCGGAACUAUUUUAGAUACACUCUCUUAAUAUGCUGAAAUUACUAAAAUUGAUUACUCAUAAUAUGGAAGCGAAUCUAUAAUAGAAUUCAGGAAAGCAUAUCAAAAUGAAAUUUAAUCGGCUAAUCAUUUUUGGUAAAAGGAAAUUACAGAAUAAUAAAAUUUAUAGUUAAUUUUUGAUUUAUUUAUUCUCUUAAAUGGAACUCAAUUUGUUAAUGGUUAAUUACUGUUUUAAGAAUACUUAUCAGCAAACAAAAAUAUUUUAAUGAAGUUAAUUAAUUUGAUGAAUGAUGGAUAUUAUAGGUAUUUUAACUGUAAAUUAAUCAAAACAUUUGAGAAGAGAAUCGGAGAAAUCAGGAAUUAAAUAUUUAAUCAAAUUGAAAAGUAGAAAUAAAUUGUGAAAUUAUCAGUAAUCAUUUAAGAUAACAGAUUCUUUAUAUCAAUAUUUGAUGCUUAUCAAUAAAGUUAAGAAUAAGUAUUUAAUAGGAAUUAAAUGUAUUUUAAUAUAAAAAAUUCACUUAUUGAUAAUUAAAUUAAUCAACUUUAGAGCUUAUUGAUUUAAAUAUAGAGAAAUUACUUAAGUAAAGUAAGUAUUCCAGAAAAGAUGCAUUUUGAAAGUAUUUAAUCUAAAUUAGAGCAUUCAUCUGUAGUCACUAUCUUCAUUUCAGGAUUUACUGAUAUAAAAGUUUAGAAGAGUAUCUUAGAAGGAUUAAAGGAUUAAAAUCUUAUAGUUUUGAAUUGGAAUAAUCCAAAAGAAGACAACGAUGUAGGAGAGAACUUAAGUAAGGUUGUUAAAGAAUUUAUUUCAAAUUCUCCUUUAGAAAUAGCAGCGAAUCUAUUAAAAGCCUACUCUAAUGCUUCCUUUGAAAAAUCAUGUUAAGAAGCCAAAAGAGUAGGAAAAUACUUGGCAUACUUAUUAAUUAAAAACAAAAUCUUUGGUGAUUGCUAGAUCAACAUUAUUGCUCAUUCAGUAGGUUCAUUAGUAAUGUAUGAAAUGAUGAAAGAACUAGAUAAUAUGUAAAAUACAAAUCUUAUAAUUAAUGAAAUAUUGAUAUUAGGAGGAAUAGUAGAUAUAAGGAAGCUUCAAAAACGAAGAUGGAAUUAAGUUGAAGGUAGGAUUUGCAAUGUGUAUACCUAAAAUGAUUUGGUGCUGAAGUUAAUGUACAAUUCAUUUAGAUUACAAGAUAUAUUCUGUGGAUUGAAUGAAGUGAAAUAAGGAUUCAGAAGAAUUGAGAAUUAUAAUAUGAGUAAUUUAAUAUAAGGACAUAAUGAUUAUGGGGUCCACAUUCAAAAUAUAUUAAUUCAAACAGACUUUUAAUAAUAUUUAAGAUUUUUAUAUGAAUGA